Molecule: messenger RNA, 2787 nt
Organism: Zootoca vivipara (common lizard)
Lineage: Eukaryota; Metazoa; Chordata; Lepidosauria; Squamata; Lacertidae
Product: cytochrome P450 1A5-like
Biological process (GO): progesterone metabolic process; hormone biosynthetic process
Molecular function (GO): oxidoreductase activity, acting on paired donors, with incorporation or reduction of molecular oxygen, reduced flavin or flavoprotein as one donor, and incorporation of one atom of oxygen; heme binding; steroid 17-alpha-monooxygenase activity
Source: RefSeq, a predicted model, not a curated record
GCUCAGCACAGCAUGUCAACUGGGGGAAGAGUGAGAUCUAGACAGAAAAUCCUGACUGGAUUAGCUACGGCACUGGUCAAGACUCCAGUUCCUUCGCCCAUCUGAGCUACACAGGAGGGUUUCUUACCUGUCCACCCUGCCCCCAUUUGCCAUGUCGCUGGUGGGAAGCCUGGACACCAUCUCGGCGGCAGAAGCCCUGAUUGCCAUUGCUGUUUUCUGCCUGGUUUCCAUCGCUAUCAAAUCCCUCCGGAAGCCGGUGCCACGGGGCCUAAAGAGUCUCCCAGGGCCAUGGGGCUACCCAUUCAUUGGCAACAUGUUGGAUCUGGGGCAGAACCCCCACUUGAGUCUGACACAAAUGAGCCAGAAGUACGGAGAUGUGAUGAAGAUCCGUAUUGGCAUGAGGCCGGUGGUAGUGCUAAGUGGUCUCGAGACCAUCAAGCAGGCCUUGGUGAGGCAAGGAGGAGACUUCAUGGGCCGCCCUGACCUGUUCAGCUCCCACCUCGUGUCAGGAGGCAACAGCCUGGCUUUUGGCACAGACUCUGGGCCGGUAUGGCAGAUGCGCCGGAAACUGGCCCAGAGUGCCCUCAAAAGCUUCGCUGCUUCCCCCAGCCCUGACUCCUCAUCCACUUGCCUAUUGGAAGAGCAUGUCUCCAAAGAGGCCAGCUACCUGGUGAUGAAACUGCAGCAGGUAAUGCUGGAGAAGAAGAGCCUCGACCCUUACCGGUACCUGGUGGUCUCUGUGGCCAAUGUCAUCUGUGCCAUUUGCUUUGGCAAGCGCUACAGCCAUGACGAUGAGGAGCUGCUCAGCAUAGUGAAUGUGAGCGAGGAGUUUGUGGAGUUUGCAUCCUCCGGCAACCCGGCUGACUACAUUCCUGCCCUCCAGUACCUCCCAAGCAACAAUGUGCAGAAGUUUAAGGCCAUCAACCGACGCUUCACCACCUUCCUGCAGAAGAUCAUCCAAGAGCAUUAUGAGAGCUUCAGCAAGGAUAGCAUCCGGGACAUCACAGACUCCCUCAUCGACCAAAGCCAAGAAAACACAAAGCUUCAAAUCUCAUCUGAAAAAAUAGUGAACCUCGUCAAUGACAUCUUUGGGGCAGGUUUUGACACAGUGACCACAGCCUUGUCCUGGUGCCUCAUGUAUCUUGUUGUCUAUUCAGAAAUCCAAAAGAAGAUUCAGGAAGAAAUAGAUGAGAGCAUUGGCCAAGAGCGCAAGCCCGGGCUGUCGGACCGUCUCCUGAUGCCUUACACCGAAGCCUUCAUCCUGGAGGUGUUCAGGCACUCCUCCUUCCUGCCCUUCACAAUCCCUCACUGCACAACCAAAGACACCAUUUUGAAUGGCUACUACAUCCCAAAGGACGUCUGUGUCUUUGUCAACCAGUGGCAAGUCAACCAUGAUGAAACCCUUUGGGAAUCCCCUUCCUCCUUUAAGCCAGAGCGAUUCCUGACUGCCAAUGGGAAGGGCAUCAACCGGGAUGAGAGCGAGAAGGUCCUGGCAUUUGGCCUGGGGAAGAGGAGGUGCAUUGGAGAGCCUCUUGCCCGUUGGCAGGUCUUCCUCUUCUUAGUCACUUUGCUCCAGCAACUGCAGUUCAGUGUCCCUGACGGGGUGAAGGUGGACAUGACCCCUCGCUAUGGCCUCUCCAUGAAGCACAAGCGAUGCGAGCACUUCCAAGUGAAACGGCGCUUCCCACAGAGGAGCCAUGAGUGAACGGCAAAGACACAACUCCGUGUAAGGGGUGGGGAGGAACACAACUGUCUAUGUGUGCAUUAGGGCAGUUCAUAAAAAAACAUUUUUUUGAAAAUGCCUGCUCCAAAGGUCUUACCGUACUACACUAGGGAUUAUAUAGGUAAAGGUAAAGGGACCCCUGACCAUUAGGUCCAGUCAUGAUCGACUCUGGGGUUGCGCGCUCAUCUUGCAUUAUUGGCUGAGGGAGCCGGCGUACAGCUUCCAGGUCAUGUGGCCAGCAUGACAAAGCCGCUUCUAGCGAACCAGAGCAGCACAUGGAAACGCCGUUUACCUUCCUGCUAUAGCGGUUCCUAUUUAUCUACUUGCAUUUUGACAUGUUUUCGAACUGCUAGGUUGGCAGGAGCUGGGACCAAGCAACGGGAGCUCACCCCGUCACAGGGAUUCGAACCGCCGACCUUCUGAUCAGCAAGCCUUAGGCUCAGUGGUUUAGCCCACAGCGCCACCUGGGUCCCUAGGGAUUAUAUAGCUACAGGUAUAUCUGAAAUUUUAUGCAUAUCAGUCAAUAUAUUGACCCUCCUCCACGAAAAUAGCUGUAUACUUGGCCGUUUUCCUAUGUCGUGAAGGCUGAAAUUCCAGUUCAGUGGAGCAGGGUCAUCUUGCAUCUAUUACUAAAAAAAAAGCAAGCAAAUAUUAACUAUGCUAGGGAAAAGUGCACUGAAAUGUUCAUUUCAGGAGAAAUUCACACAAGAAUGUUGGUGAGUUUUAACAAGGAAUUAAAUGAAUAUCUAAUGGCAAACUGAUUUAGGUACUUAUUUUAUUUUAUUUAUGAAAUUUCUAUACUACCCUUCACCUGAUGAUCACAGGGCGGUUCACAAUAUAAUGUCAAAAUAGGAAGAGUGGAAAUUCAGGUUGGAAAUUAAGAAACUCAUAGAAACUUAAAUGGACAAGUUUACCCAUCCCUACCCCUGGAGUAGAUCAUAACUCCCCAUUGUACGGAACAAACAAGAAGAUGUAACAAAGAGCAUUACAAAAGAUAUAUUUUAGAAUGAAGUGCUUUAGAAACAAUGUGUACAUUGCAAUAAAAUAGAUAUUUAAAUAUGGAG